This is a messenger RNA of Acyrthosiphon pisum (pea aphid), 1991 nucleotides long. Its product is annotated as maternal protein tudor. The transcript has 3 exons. Bases 345 to 1928 code for a protein of 527 amino acids. The record is from RefSeq and is a predicted model, not a curated record. NCBI's taxonomy places the organism in Eukaryota, Metazoa, Arthropoda, Insecta, Hemiptera, Aphididae.
UGUAGUGCUGUAGUGCUGUACUGCUGUCUGCUGUGCGAAUAUACAGUAAUUAAUAACAUGGCAAUUUGUGUGUGUUUGUGCCUAGUGUGACCGCACGACCACGACGCGACGGCUGAGCACGUGCAGCGUGGGUUAAGAAUUAAGAAUUUCGUUAAUUUUUUUAUCGAAUAUCCACACUCACAACAGUCACAACUCACCACUCGGCACUCACCGUCUCACCGGUCAUUACCAGUUCGUCAUGAUGUUUCGUUACCAAGGUGGCGCAUUAGUCAAAUGUAAAAAUCCUGUCGUCGUAGCCAUUGGAAUUCGGUUUCAAUCUUCCUAGAUCAUCAUAACUCUACGACAUGUGUGAUAAACUGAAUACUAUGAAAAAUAAAUGUUGGGACGCCUAUAUUUCAUAUUUUUAUUCAUUUAAGAACUUUUAUAUACAAAACAAAAAUGAUCAACAAGCUAUUCAAGAUAUAACAACAAGUCUUCAACUUCUUGAAAAUGAAGAUUCAAUGUCUGUUUCUAUGAAGCCUGGAGAUCUAGUAGCUGCUAAAUAUGAAAAUGAUGGUCUUUGGUAUAGAGCUAAAAUUUUAAAUAUUGAGGAAAAUGCUUUUACAGUUCAAUUUAUUGAUUAUGGUAAUUCAGAGUUAUCAUCAAAUCUUAAAAUACUACCUGAAAAAAUAGCUUGUUACCGUGCAAUGGCAUAUCAUUGCAUGCUUGAUGAUGUGGAACAUGAAGAAUAUGUAAUCUUAACUGUAAAUGAUAUAUAUAGUAUAAUUUUUGACUUUUUAGGAUCUAUUGAAGUAAUUGUAACUUUUUUAAGUCAUGAAGAAACCUAUUUGGUGAAUAUGAAGUGGGAUGAUAGAUGUAUAAAAACAUUAGUAAAUAACAUUAUUUCAUAUGGAAUUACUCCAAAGACAUAUGAAACCUUGAAAGAAAUUGAUCAGUCUGGUGCAAAGAUGGCUGUGAAUCUUAUUUAUGCUGAGUCAAUAAAUGAAUUCUAUGUAGAAACUGAAGAUAGUAAAGAAAUAAAAAAUAAAAUUGAACAUAUACUUGAAAAUGAAACUGUUUGGGAACCAUUAACUGAGUAUAAAAUUGGUAAAAUGGCAAUUGCAAAAAGUAUAACUGACAGUAGAUGGUACAGAGUAAGGAUUUUAAUGAUACAUAAAGAAGGUGAAUGUACUUGUUAUUUCAUAGAUUAUGGAGUUCAAGACAAAUGUUCAGAAUUUUAUGAAGCAGUUGGUUAUCUAAAAUCGGCUCCUCCAUUUAUUAAACUAUGUUCAUUACAUAUUCCAAAUAUGAAAAAAAAUGAAAAGCUGUUUGAGUGUUUAUCAAAAAGUUUUACGAAUGAAAUGGAACAAUGCAAAAAUAAAAAGAUGACAAUGACUGUAGUAAAAACUGGUGAACCAAUUGUAGUUGAACUCUUUGUUGAUGAUUUUAAUGUGGCCAAACUAAUCAAACCUAUUCCAGUGAUAGUAUUUAAUGUUAUUCAUUUGAAUAUAUUAACAGUUCAAGUAAAUUCUCCUAGUAGACAAGCUGUAAUAACUGAAUUAAGUACAAUUAAAACUUUAAAUCCUGUUGAAAGACCAAAAUAUUGUAAGAUGUAUGGAGCUUUAGUGAACGAUCACUGGUAUCGUGCAGAGCUAAAAAAUAAGUUUAAAAGUUCAAUGGAUAUAAUGUUGGUGGAUAUGGGAAGUACUGUGAUAAAUGUAGAAAAUGUAUAUGAGCUUCCUAAACACUUAGAAAAUGUUAAAUACUUGACUUUACGCUGUACCCUUGGAUUGGAUCAGAAAUAUUUCAGUGUAUAUAAACUGAAACAAAUAUGUAAUAGUAAAACAGAAUUUAUGAUGAUAGUAUUCGAAAACAAUAACGUUGAUGGACAUCUUAUACGUUUAUUUUUGAAUGAUGAAGAUGUUACUACAAUUAUAAAGAAAGAUUGAAUAAAUAAUCGUUAUGUUAUGUAUUUCUAAUUGCAAUUUUUUAUUCCUAAACAUUAAUUUUAA